Molecule: messenger RNA, 1524 nt
Organism: Emiliania huxleyi CCMP1516
Lineage: Eukaryota; Haptophyta; Isochrysidales; Noelaerhabdaceae
Exons: 7
Coding region: 1-1335 (444 amino acids)
Molecular function (GO): ATP binding; metal ion binding
Source: RefSeq, a predicted model, not a curated record
AUGCCCGCGGAGCUAGAGUCGGCAACGACCGUCGACUCUGCUGGCAACACGGUGACGGCUGCCAGUGCGACGGCGAUGAGCGGUGGAAAGCUCGAGACGCUCUGCGUAGCAAUCGUGGACCCGAUCUCCACCGGUGCCUGCCUCGCCAAGCAUCUCAGCUCGCAGGGCUACAGGCUGUGCCGGGUCUUCUCCGACACGAUUCCCGACAGCGUCAAGGCGCUCGUCGCCGCCGGACUUGAGGUGGACUGGGAGGUUACCAUUCAGCACGAGGGCCGUGUGGCGAGCACACUGGCGGCCCUCAGGGGCGUGGGCGUCACGCACCUCUUGGUUGGCUCCGAGCCGGGCGUCUCGCUGCAUGCCGAGCUCUCGGCGGCCUUUGCUGGCGGCGCGGCGCUUUCGCUGCCUCGGGAGGCGCUCGAGCUGCGGCGCAACAAGUACCUGCAGAGCGAGGCGAUCCGGUCCGCGGGCUGCGACGCGGCGGUCGUCAAGCCGGUGGAGGGGGCCGGCUCGGACGGGGUGACAAUCUGCAACUCGGCGGCGGAGGUGCGGCUGGCGUUUGGCAAGCUCGAGGGGACCAAGAACAUCCUCGGCCUCGACAACUACGCCGUCCUCUGCCAAGAGUACCUCGAGGGCGACGAGUGGGUCGUCGACACGGUCAGCCGCGCCGGCGAGCACAAGGUGGUCGCGCUCUGGAAGUACGACAAGCGCGACUACCACGGCUCUCCCGUCGUCUACCACGGGAUGCGGCUGCACAACGUCGAGGCGGACGAGCCGCUGCUGCGCGGCAUGGUCGCAUACGUGACGGCGGUGCUAGACGCGCUCGGCAUCACCGACGGCGCGAUGCACUCCGAGAUCAUGGCGACGGCGCGCGGACCCGUCCUCGUCGAGCACGGCGCGUGGGUGACGAUCCGCUCGCCGGCCGACGGCACCAUUACGGCGGUGCACCACGAGAAGCUGGCGCGGAUCCGCGCGCUCCCCUCCUUCCUCGGGGAGUAUUGCGCGCCGUGCAUCAAGGUUGGCUGCCGCAUCCGUCAGACGGUCGACGCGACGACGGUGCACGCCGACGCCGCCACCCUCGAGGCAGACUACCGCGUGGCGCAGCAGCUGAUCGACGAGGGCCUCUUCGCCUUCACGCCGGCGGCGGCGGGCGAGAAGGACGUCGUCCGCGUCGAGACGCCGAAGGGGCCGCGCUUCUCGUACCAGCUGAGCGAGCAGGAGCAGGUCCAAAACUCGCUCUGGGGGCUGCUGCACAUCUGGAGGCCCCUCGAGGAGAACAGCGGCGCGGUGCCCCUCCGCAAGCUGCGCGCCGUCCGCCGCUCCGGCUGGCGCUUCUGAGGCGGCCGCGCCGAUUGCCCCAAGCUGGGCGUGCGCCCCUGAUUAGUGAUGGUUGUAGUUCUUGAUGGGCCAUACCCCAACCCAUACGCGCGGGGCCGGCGGCGUCGUGUUCACUCGCACACUGUCGCUCGAAGAAAAGAAAUGCAGUGUCCGGGCCCGUGUUGUCUGUUGUGAAUAGAAUUAGAAAAA